AUGAACUUCAAUUGUAAAACCCUCCUUCUCGCGCUUCUCCUACCGAUCGUGUUCUCCACCAUAGCCAUAAAAACCCGCUCCAAGCGCCAGCUGCAAACCGUCUACAUCUGCGGUGGAGGCCAAAAUCAGUACAUCUCCAACUAUCCAUGCCAAAAUUGGGGCUGUUUGACCGGGAAUGGCGGUUGUGCCAGUGGAUGUUUCACUGGAAACUGCCGAUAUACACCUAAUACGGUUGUGGGAAACAGCUAUUAUGACCCGUACAACAACAACAACAACAUCAACAACAACAACUGCAACACGGGCUGCGCGUCGGUGAACUGCAAUAAUUACUAUGGGCAGUACGUGAAUGGACGCUACAUUGCCUAUAGCCCGGUGAAUAACGCCUAUUCGGCAUGCGCCAGCUCGUGCUGCAAUCGACAGCAAUAUUUGCCGCUCAAUAAUUAUAACACCCCGAUUGGACAAGGCGUUUCCCCAAACAACAAUUGGCCCGUCAUUGGCCAAGGAGCAGUACCUACCAACUACCACAGCUGCAUUAACGGCCAAUGCCCUACCGGUUAUCAAUGCCGUGAUGGCCAAUGUGUCAACCUCUACAACGCCCCACUGCUCCAUUGCCGCACCGGCGACAUCUGCGAUACAGGCUUCAAAUGUGGCCCUGGAAAUCUAUGUUACCCGUCUCUC
This is a messenger RNA of Mesorhabditis spiculigera, 678 nucleotides long. The record is from the annotation of a GenBank genome assembly. NCBI's taxonomy places the organism in Eukaryota, Metazoa, Nematoda, Chromadorea, Rhabditida, Rhabditidae.